GCGCGCACGUGCCUAUGGCGCGAGACACGGACGACCCGCCGCCGUCGUCGCCGUGGUCGUUGAGCCUCCCGCCUAAGAUAGCGGCCGCGGUCCUCCGCCGCCUCCCGGCCCACGCCGACCGCGUCCGCUUUGCCGCCGUCUGCCGGCCGUGGCGCGCCACCGCGGGGACCCGGGCACGGCCGACGCUGCCGUGGCUCGCGCUCCCGGACGGCGCCUUCUUCAGCUUCCCCGGCUCCGCCGCGCUGCGCUUCCCUAGCGCCGCGGGGUACCACGGCUCCUGCGACGACUGGCUGCUCUUCGACGGCGGCGGCGACGGGUACCUGCUCGCGAACCCGUUCACCGGGGGCACCGCGCGGCUCCCGGCCCUGUCCUCCGUCCGCUUCGUCGUCCAGAGCGACGGCGCGGCGCUCGCGUGGCGCGGCGUCACGGACGACUGGAGAGCCCCCCUGCGGCCUGCAGGGCGACCGUGCGCAAGCUGGUCAUGUGCCCGGGCCAGGUCGUCGCCGCCAUGGUCGGCGACGGGCGGCUCGGCAAGAUCCCGAUGUGCCGCCCCGGCGCGGGUUCCUGGGUGAUCA
Molecule: messenger RNA, 575 nt
Organism: Panicum hallii
Lineage: Eukaryota; Viridiplantae; Streptophyta; Magnoliopsida; Poales; Poaceae
Exons: 1
Coding region: 15-572 (185 amino acids)
Molecular function (GO): protein binding
Source: RefSeq, a predicted model, not a curated record